UGAAAAUGCUCGUGCCAGGAGAUAGAUGUUCUGUAUUUAUUUUCAUUAAAAUGCUUGUUAAGCAACGUUCUUCACUUCAUUGUAUAUGCUCGACAAAAAAGGACACAUCGUGACGUCGAUAUAAAGUCAAAAAUGUCGUCAGCUAAUUAUAGAAUGGUUAGCAUGGCUUUGCCUACUGGAGGCAGUGGUGCAGCUCCUCAGCAGCAUGGAAAGCGGCAUGAGGCUUCGCCUAGCAGCCCGACGGGCGCUCUAUCACCGUCUCGGUCAAGGGGAAGUACUGCACCUUCGCUUCGCUCUGGGCACUUCAUGAAGCCGCUGCACGUGCACGGACAGGGCGUUGCAUCGAACGUCCUCAGUGUCACCGGGCACCAGCCAGCGCCAUCAUCAUCAAUACCGCAAGCUGUCGUUAUUUACGGUCAGCCGGUAUCUCCAUUUAAGCCGACGACCUUUUCGCCGGUCGAACAUACAAGGUCCCGCACCUCCAGCGGCGGCCCAGCCAUCGCCGUCACGCCCAACAAGGCGCCCCUGACCACCCCUCGGCUCACCCAGCAGCAGCAGCAGCCCGCGCAUCAGUCCAGCCCCGCCACCCUCCCAUCUGGGUUACCUCCGGGACUGUCUCCCCGCUUAAGCACCCCUGGAGCACCCCCUGAUGAUGAGCUAGCCAUCCUCAAGGAGCAAAUCCUCAAACUGCAACGAGCCCUCGAGAGCCUCAGCAGCAGCAGCGGCAGCGGCAGCAACACCAGCAGCCCUAGUACCGGUACUCCCGCCGGCUUGGGCGUCGCUGCUAUUGCCGUGCCCGCCUUGCAUGCGGCUUUCUGGUCGGCUGGGGGGGCUGGCGGCAGUAGCAGCAGCAGCAGUACGAGCAGCGUCGGCUCUACUGCUAGCAGCGGCAGCUGGGCCUCUGCGACCAGUCGUACCAGCGGCAGUAGCAGUACGGCCAGUACGAGCAGCGUUGCAAGCGCGUACAGCAGCGCUGGCAGCUGUAGCGGCGGCGCCGGCUGGUCGAGCCGCAUUGGGACGGCGGACGGCUCGGGGACCGCGGGUUCCAACGGCAGUAGCAACGGCAACUGCAGCAGUUUGCUAGCUACGUGGACAGCUGCUACAGCCGCGCAUUCCGUUGGUGGAGUGGAGGCGCUGUUGCAGCAGGCCUGCGCACCGCUAACGGCAGUGACCGCAGCCACAGCAGCCACAGCAGGGUCGGCAUCAUCGGGAGGUGGGGGUGUUGGCGGUCCCCACGCGGAGGCGGCGUUGACAGCGGCCCGCGCAAAGCUGCUGGAUCUCUUCGUACGUAAAGCGCAUCAGCUGUUGCUUGAGUCAGCGCCGGAGCUGCUACUGCCGGCGCAUUUGCUAGCGGGCAGCAGUAGCAGCGCCGACGCCGCCGCAGGCGAGAUGGCUGCAUCAUCGUCAGCGGGCAGCGGCAGCGGCAGCGCAGGCAGCAGCACUCGACCCACGGCGGACGGCUCCUCACCCGCUGCUGCUGCUGCUGCUACCACGGCUCCUGCUGCUGCCGCACGGAGUAACAGUACGCUCAGUGCCUUCAGACGAAGCGGUACCGGCUCCCUAGAAGCCCUAGCGUUGCAGCCAGGUCAGGCCGGUGGUCAGCCUCAGCAGCAGCAGCAGCAGCAGUCAGGGCAGCUGGCGGCCGCACAGGCGGCUGAUUUGUCGCCCGCGGGCGUGUUGGUGGCGGCAAGUCGGCGGCUGGGGCAGCUGCAGGCGGCGCUAGCGGGCAGGGAUGUCCGUGCGGCGGCGGCGGAGCAGCAGCUGGCGGACACACGGACGCGACUGGAUGCGGCACUGGCGGAUAACACGCUGCUUCGCAACAUGAUUUCGGAGCUGCAAUCCAACGCAGCUCGGCCGCAGUCCAGGAGCGCCUCUCGCGCGGAGUUCCUGCCACCCCCGCCGCCACCCGCAGCCCCCGUCUCCCCCCAGCCCGACCCCGCUCUCCUGCGCCAAGUGGCCACCCUGACGGCCGAGCUGGCGGCGGCUCGCAGCCGGACGGAGGCGGUGCAGCGGCGGGCGGAGGCUGCGGAGGCGGCGGCGGCGGAGCUGCGGAGGCGACUGGAGGACGCCAUCGCCGCCGCCCGGCGUCCCCCCACCUCAUCCCACGGCUGUCAAACAUCCCUACCCGACCCAGCGGCGGCGGAGCUGGCGUCGCUUCGAGCGGCGGCGGCGGCCGCCAGCAAGGAAGCCGCAACACUGCGCGAUCGUACGACACAGCUGGAGGCGGCGGAGGCGGCGGCCCUUCAGGCGCAGCGGGAUCUCCAGGACCGGCUGGCGGCGGCGGAGGCAGCUGCCGCAGCGGCGGCGGCGGAGCAGCAGCGGCUUGCGGCACAGCUGGCGGAGCGAGAUCGCGGCGGCGCCGCGGCGGAGGCGGAGGCGGAGGAUGUACGACAACAACUUGACGUACAGCGGCGACUGGUUUUGGAGCUCCAGGCGCAGCUAGGCACCUCGACGGCGGCGGCAGCGGAGCUGGCGGCGAGUUUGGACGCGGCGAGAUCCAGGAUCUUGGAUCUCGAGGCUCGGCUCGCGGCCGCCGCUGCAGCGGCGGAGGCGGCGGCCGCCACCGCCGCUGCCGAGGCACUUGAGCUGCGGAGCAAGGCGGAAGCAGCGGCAGCGGCGGAGGCGGAGGCGCUGCGGGAGGCGGAGGAGGCAUGUACGGCAAGGGGCCGGGCGGAGGCGGAGGCGGAGGCCGUACGACGGCGACUGGCGGAGGCGGAGGCGGCGCUGGCGGCGGCGCGACGUGAGACGGCGGCGGCGAUUGAGGGCGGCGACCGGAAGCGAGCAGAGCUGUCUGCAAGGAUCUCCUCCCUGGAUCUGGAUCUCAAGCGCCUGUCGGAGGAGCUCCGGGCAGCGCGGGCGGAGGCGGACGCAGCGCGGCAGCAGGCAGCGCAACGCGACCAGGACGCCGCGGCGGCGCUAGCGGAGAAGAACGAGGCCACCGCCCGCUUCAAUGCCAGCCAGCUGGCCCUAGAGGCAGAGCGGCAGCGCCUGGCGGACGAGAUCGCCGCCACUCAACGGCUCCGAAACCAACUGCUUGAGGACGCACACACCGUCAAAGCGCUAGGCACGUUGGUGCAGGCCAAGACGCUUCGGCUGGAUAUCGGCGGGGGCGCGCUGGCGGCGGCGGGCGGCAUGGGAGGCGGCAUGGGGGGCAUGAUGGGCGGCAUGGGAGGCGGCGGGGUGGUGGGGGUGGUGGGAGGCGGCGGAGGCGGCUUGCGGCCCAUGACUGCGGAUGCUGCGGCGCACAUGCGGCUUGCUAGCCUGGUGAAGCAGCAGCAGGACAGGCUGGCGGAGCUGUCGGAGCAGCUGGCGGCGCGGGAGGAGCGAUGCGGCCGGCUGCAGGUGUCUCUGACGGCUGCUCAGGAGGCAGCAGCGCAGCGGGAGGCGGCCGCAACUCAGGCGGCCGCUGCAGCGGCUGAGCGGGAGGCGCAACUGCAGGAGCAGCUGCGAGAUCUGCAGGCUGCCCUGGAGUCCCAGCAGGCUGCCGCCGCCAAGCUGCAGCAGCAGUACGACGACCUGAGCCGGCACGGCGAGUCCCUCCGCGCUCACAACUCGGAGCUGCACAAGAUGGCGGAGCGGCUGCAGAGGGAGGGAGGCGCGGCGGCGGCGGAGGUGCGGGCGCUGCGGAGCCAGAUGGAGGAGGCGGCGCAGCAGCUGUCCGCCGAGCGCACCCACCGGGAGCGACUGCUGGGUCAGUUGGUGGAGCUCACGGAGGCGCGCGACACGGCGACCAGCGACGCCGCCACCCUGGGAGCGCAGCACCGAGCGGACUGCGGCAGGCUGGAGGAGCUGCAGGCUGCCCUGCUGCUGGCUACUCAGAAGCUGGCGGGCGCCGAGCGCACCAUCACCGCCCAGGAUGAGCGAAUCGCGCUGCUGCAGUCACGACUGCGCGCCGCGGAGGAGCGGUUGAUGGCGCUGGGGGUGCCGCUGCCGCUGCCGCUGGUGGCGCCCGAAGACGCGGCGAGCGGCAUCAUGUGGGGUUCGACAGGGGGAGAUGAGGCGGCGGCGGCGGCUCCGCCGCCGCGGGCGCCGUCACCGCGGCCUGGGCCUGGGUCGGGAUUGCUAACCGCCGGCGGCGGUAUUACUGGAGAACACAGCAAGGGAGCCGGAGGGGCGGGCGCAGCAGCCGGGAUGGCUACGGGUGCGGUGGACAGGGGCGGUUUGCAGCCACCGGUGGGGAGUCUGAGUCUGGCGCCGGAGGCACUUGCGGCUCAGCAGCGGCUGUCUCAGCUGCUGUCUGGUAACGGGCAGGUGCUGGGGAGCAUGGUGCAGGACAUGAUUAGCAAGGUGAUGACGGAGGCAGCGGCAGGCGGCGGCGGUGGCGGUAGGGCGGCGCGCAACGCCGCCGUCGGAGGCGGAGGAGGAGGAGGGCGGUCUACUUCUGCCAGCCUACAAUCCAUGGCGCAAACGCAGCAGCAGCCGGGUUACGGCAGAGCCACAACGGCGCUGCCCCAACACCACCCGACGUCAACAACAACAACAGCACAUGCGUUACUGCGGCCCAGCUCGGCGUCUGUCGUGGGUCGAGUGCUGGAGCACUCCUCCGCCGGCUUGCCGGGGUUUGCUCGCAGUACCGGCACCGCUACAGCAUCAUCAUCAGCGACGCAACAGCAGCAACAACAACAACAACAAACCGCAGGAAGCGGUGGCAGUACCAGCACAAGCAGCCACUGGUCAAGCGGUUUCGCCGCCGGCAGUGGUGGCAGCAGCGGCGGCGGCGGCGGCAACAACGGUGUACGACCGCAGUCCGCUUGGGCGCAUAGGGGAGGCUUCGGAGCGGGUUCCGCCCUAGCCGGCGGCGUUGGCGGAGGAGGCCUUGGCGGCGGCGGAAGCGGCAUUGGCGGAGCCCUCGCGAUGGCAAGUAGCGGCAGCGGCGUGGGUUGGGCGAUAGGCAGCAGCCCGGCAGCCAUGCGACGGUCGAGCUCAGUCAGUAGCAACGCUGCCCAGGUUGCGACAGGGCCGGUAACAACAACAGCUGCUGCUAAUGGUACUGCUGGCGGUGCUGCUAGCGGUGCUGCUGCUUCUGCUGGUAUUGGUGGUGGAGGCGGCGGUGUGUUGGGGUUCAUGGCAGAGGCGGAGGCGCUAGCUAACGCCGCCGUUGCCGCGGCGGCGGCAAGCGCUACUGCCGGUUCUGCCGCCGCCAGCGGCGCGAGCCCUUUCGCCGGCUACGGUGCGAUGAGCAGCUUCAUCAACUCCUCCUCAUCGUCGUCUUCGCCGUACAAGCUGACGUCGUCGUCGGCCGCUACAACAAACGGUCGCGGCAGCAUCACGGGGGGCGGCAUCGGCUUUAGUAUUGCGAGCAGUGAUAAGGCAUCCGCCUCUGCCGCCGCCGGUGGGCGUGGUGGCGCAGCAAGCGGGGCCGGCGGCGGGCCCGGGGCCACGCCAGGACUAAUUGGCGGAUCCGGUUCGGUCGCCGCGCGCCCAGGUACGGCGCUUUCCAAGAAGACGGUGUUGCUGCUGUCUAUGAGCUCACCAGCGGGGCAGAUUGACGAGGCUCUGAGUGUGGAUGACGACUGGCAACCUGUUUGACGAAAAGGCGAAUGGUGUGUUGCUCGAGAAAACUGGCUGUUGAUAUGUGUUUACAGCGUUGUUUACGGCUGUUGAUAUGUGUGCUUACGCGCACACAUCAUGUACGGGGUGGGGUAUGGUCGUACGGAACGGCAGGAUUGCAUCAUGGAUGUGCACUUUUUGAAGUGGCAGGAGUUUGGUCUGCAAAAGCAGGAAUACGCGGUAUGCGACGACCUGGUUCGGUUGUAAGGGUUUGGUGUGAGGCCGUGUGCCUGAGGUGUUGGGGUUCCCGCCGGUGUGGUGGUGUUGUAGGUAGUCGGUUGGUUACUCAUGGUUAGUUAGUUAGUGAGUUAGCUGCAGGUGGAGUUGAGCAUCAGCAGCAUGCUUCACAGCCGCAGGUGCUGGGCUCUGCGAUGAGGGCUUUUGUUAGGGUGAGGGGUUGUGUUGAACUCCGGGACCCUUGUGCUUUGGUGGGCUUCGUUGUGAACGUAUUUAUCUGCUGGUGCUAGCAGCGUAUGUGCGUGUUGACUUCAAAAACAAUGAGCGAGCUCUAAUUUGGUUGAACUGAUGUUGAUGUUAAUUAAUGAUGGGAAGCUGCGCUGAACACCUGACGCACGGGUCGCACAGAGGGUGCCUCCUGGCAUAUUCGAUUCCGGUGCUGCUGUCUGCACGGUUGCUGGUGGCAGCAGGAUGUUGGAGGGUGGGGCUGAAAGGGAUGAAAAGGGCUUGGAUUGCUUGGACGUCACUGCGUGGACGUCAGGUGCGUGCAGGUGUGUGCUGACCGUGGUCUUGCAAUGCAGCGAUGUUUGAGGGUUAUAUCUUAUAUGUGCAGGUGACAUGACAGCAGGUGUACGGUAUUGGUUGAUGAGCUUAUGAAUGGUAGGUUGCUCAUUGCUGGUAUGGGCAAAACCCGCAUGUGUAGGAAGGGUGGCGCAAGCUGCACACGACUCUUCUUGUGUACGACGUUGUGUAACACAACAAGUUAUUUUCCUAUCGUCUUGACAGCGCGCAGAUGUGGGGUAGAACACACGGUGUGUGUUAAUACCUGUCGCAAUCUAAAACUUAGAAGUAGACAGGAGUACGAUGACAGAGAUACGGGUUGAAUGCGUCUGCGUGUGCGAGCAAGGCAUCGGUGCGUGCGUGCGUGCAUGCGUGCGUGAGGAUUGCAUGCGAUGCAUGCAAUGGUAGCACUGUUACAAUUACUUUGGCAACUGUACAAUGAUAUUGGAUCUCGGACUGCUGGGAUCAAGCUUGAUCGUCCCAAGGGCUGGAACUGCUGCUCCACGCUCUACUGUGCGUUCUGUGAUCGUUUUUGAUUGACACAUGGCGACUGCCUCGCCCGUAAAACUGUGUUGGAUGCGUGUGUUGAGACCCAUGCGAGACUACAUAUCGGUAGUAGUAUGCAACGUACAAUGCAGGUGUGACGCACAGGUGUGAGGUAUGGUGUUGGUAAUAACGGGCCUGUCGGUGCAAACGGUAUGGUGUGUGGAUAGGUGUGACGCCGCAGGAAUUUCACAACGGACCGUUCGAACUGUGUCGCUUGAUUGUACUGUAAAUCUGUGAUGGAGGAUCCAUGCUGUAAAUCGCGCAGCUGACGGCGAGGCCCUGACCUUGUGGAUGGACAGGCCCGUACCUCUUUUCAGCACAGAAGCACUUCCCUAAUCGUGCUGUUGGCCAUGGGUAGGCCUGCCCUUUGUGGUGCAUCCGCGCCUGUCUUCGCUACAUGCAUGCCGAGUGGGUUUCACCCGGCUGAAGGCGAUACCGGUGUAGCUGCCGUCUUGACGAGGGGUGGUGAAGGCCUUGCAUGCUGUCCGGGUCAUAGGGCGGCUGUCAUUGUUGCAGCGGAGUGUGCAGGCUACCAGUACGAGCUGCGGAGCUCUGGGUGCAGGUUUUUGCACCGGGGGGGUGCCGGCGGUAUGAACACUGCAAGGUUGGGUGCGUAGCUUGGGUGCGUGCGCUUGAUGAACUGAAAGAGGGCGGGCAAUGUAGCGCAUGUGAGGCGCAUGCAUGCAUGCAUGCAUUUGAGGGCAUGUCGUUUGGUAUGCUCGCUGCGUGCAGGCAUUGUAUUGAGAUCAUGACACGAGGUGGACGUGCGUGGACGUGUGGGUAGUGCUGCGACUGGCAUUCCCCCUAAGAGGGUGUGUGUGGUGGGCUGGUGCCAGAACCUCUCCCUGUCUUCGUCUCCAUCUAGCGGAGUGGCAAGCGCCGAGGACAGCCUUGGGUGUGUAGUUGAGCGGAAACAAGAGCAAGCAGUUGGGAUAGGUUCGCAUGUGAACCGCAAGUACAAGCAAAAC
Astrephomene gubernaculifera is the source of this 7802-nucleotide messenger RNA. The record is from the annotation of a GenBank genome assembly. NCBI's taxonomy places the organism in Eukaryota, Viridiplantae, Chlorophyta, Chlorophyceae, Chlamydomonadales, Astrephomenaceae.